This is a messenger RNA of Rubroshorea leprosula, 692 nucleotides long. NCBI's taxonomy places the organism in Eukaryota, Viridiplantae, Streptophyta, Magnoliopsida, Malvales, Dipterocarpaceae. The record is from the annotation of a GenBank genome assembly.
ACCUCCGGCAAAGCAACCUGAUGGCCCUAAUCUCCCUACUCCACUUCCGUCAAGAUCUCACCACCAGUCACCGCCUCAUCUAGUCAUCUCUUCCGCUGAACAGAAGCAACAAAGCAGCCUGACCGACUCUUAACAACCACAUGAAUCAAAUGGCGGAUCUUGUUCAGAAGCUCUCUUCGGAGCUCCGCUCGGGCCUUCGACCAACCUACGACAAUUUCAUGGGAUUCUUCUAUGCAAUCGAUUGGAAGAAUGCUGCCAAGCUCCGUCAAGAUUACCCAACACCACUCUCCCCUCCUCUGCUGUCAAUCUCAAAGGACAUAGAGCUGGCGAGAGCCAUGAUUACUUCUUCAAAAUCAAGCCUCUUUGCUCUGUCAAGAAGUGAUGUCUUAUAUGAAGACGAAUGGCUCAUGGCGGUGAACAAGCCUCAGGGGAUUUAUUAUGAGAACGUGCUGGGAUCGGUUCCUAGGCUUCUCAGUGACUUGGCUAAGUUAGGCAGAAUCAAUGAAGGUCUAUUUCUCUGUUUUUCCUUCUCUUUAUCGAUUUUAUGUUGUGGGUUAGCUUAACUAUUUUGGGUUAAUUGUUGAAUGUUGUAACUUUCGGUCUGCUUAGUAUGUGAAGCUUUUGAAGAUUCAAAAGUGUUUUGAAGUGUGGUUAAUGCUAAUUGCUAAAUGCUUGGAGUUGAAGUUUUUUCA